GUUGAAGUCAAGUCGUCUCUCAUCACCCCUCUCUCCUUCACUUUGCCCAGGCCGCUCUGCUUCCCUCGACCUUCCUGCACCCACCUGCGAAAUGCCCCUCGACUUGUCACCGCCGCUCUCUUCUAUCUCCCUCUGCCCAUCUUCUUCUUCUUCUUCAUCUUGCACCCGGAAUUCCUCGCGCAAUUGCAAGCUGACCCAUCCAUGGCUUCGCCCGAAUUUGGUCGACCGGAGGGGACCCGGAGGCCGCGUGCGCUGUCUGUCGACGAGGCCCAAGAGAUGGGCGAGCGCGGCGAGAGUGGACCCGGAGGCAGAGGAUCUGGUGAGGGUCCUGAUGAGGAAGUUCAGCGACAGGGAACCGCUGUUGAAGACGAUGGAUAAGUACGUGAGGGUUGUGAGGACCGAGCACUGCUUCCUUCUCUUUGAGGAGCUUGGCAAGACUGAUAAAUGGACCCAGUGCCUCGAGGUGUUCAGAUGGAUGCAGAAGCAGCGCUGGUAUGUAGCCGACAAUGGUGUAUAUUCAAAGCUAAUUUCGGUCAUGGGUAAGAAAGGGCAAACUCGCAUGGCCAUGUGGCUGUUCUCAGAGAUGCGAAACAGUGGGUGCCGGCCCAACACUUCAGUUUACAAUGCCCUCAUUACUGCUCACCUUCACUCUAGUGACAAAGCAAAGGCUUUGGCCAAAGCUCUUGGUUAUUUUGGCAAGAUGAAGGGAAUGGAACGCUGUAAGCCCAACGUCGUGACCUAUAACAUCCUUUUGAGAGCUUUUGCUCAAGCUCGAAAUGUGGAACAAGUCAAUGAUUUGUUCAAGGACCUCGACCAAAGUAUUGUUUCGCCCGACAUAUAUACUUUCAAUGGUGUGAUGGAUGCAUAUGGAAAAAACGGGAUGAUCCGAGAAAUGGAGUCUGUGCUUUCUCGUAUGAAAAGCAAUCAAUGUAAGCCUGACAUUAUCACAUUCAAUUUGCUGAUCGAUUCUUAUGGGAAGAGGCAGGACUUUGAGAAGAUGGAACAAGUCUUCAAGAGCUUACUGCGCUCUAAGGAGAAGCCAACAUUGCCUACAUUUAACUCAAUGAUCAUAAACUACGGGAAGGCAAGACUCAAGGACAAAGCGGAACAGGUCUUUCAAAGGAUGCGUGCUAUGAAGUACACACCAAACCACAUCACAUAUGAGAGUCUAAUUAUGAUGUAUGGGUUCUGCGAUUGUGUUUCUAAAGCUCGGGAUAUAUUUGAUGAGUUGAUUGAAUCUAGGAAGGACACAAAAAUAUCAACCUUAAAUGCGAUGCUUGACGUUUAUUGCAUGAACGGUCUACCUAUCGAAGCGGACCUGCUCUUUGAGACAGCAAGAAUUGCUGGGGUCAAUCCUGAUUCAUCAACAUAUAAACUUCUCUACAAGGCAUAUACUAAAUCUCGGAAAAAGGAGCUUGUGGACAAGCUGCUGGAGUGUAUGGACAGAGCUGGCAUAGUACCCAACAAAAGAUUCUUCCUUGAUGCACUGGGUGCUUUUGGGUCUCUACCUGCUUCUCCAAAAUCUGACAGUGCAAAGAGUUCAAGCAGUCCAGAAGCGACUAUCAAGGCUUGAGUAGAAUUAACUCGUGAAUUUGGUUAUAUGGGUUAGCUCUCUCCAUUUAAUGGAGCUCUCCAAGAAAGAUUCAUAAUACAAGAACAGAGCAACAAUUCUUCAACCGAUCCUCUGAGAUGUGACUUGCUCUUUUGGUACUGGUAUCAGUGAAUGUUGCUCAGCCGCGAUUGGCAGUGUUGCUCGGACCUCUGUGGAUGUAGUAAACCUUUUUCCAAUGGGUUCAAUGGUACAAAAGCUAUUUCGGAUGUUAUCGGGUCUGACUGGACUUGGGAGGAUCUUGCAGCUGCUUUUCUUCAACUGUAUGUAUCAUUAGUUUGCAAAAUCCUUGAAAAAUUCCCUCGGAUUCAUACUUCCAAUUUUUAUUCAUAGGAUGAUCCAUCUAGUGCUUUAUGUUCUAAUGUUGCUCAUAAGCUGAUAUCUUGUCGAUUUCCUUUUCAUGUUCUUGUGUAUUCCUGAUGUACUCUUGAGAGAAGUGACUAGUCAAAUGGAAUGGGUUCGAAAUA
This is a messenger RNA of Syzygium oleosum, 2076 nucleotides long. Its product is annotated as pentatricopeptide repeat-containing protein At4g39620, chloroplastic. Gene Ontology annotation, molecular function: mRNA binding; protein binding. The record is from RefSeq and is a predicted model, not a curated record. NCBI's taxonomy places the organism in Eukaryota, Viridiplantae, Streptophyta, Magnoliopsida, Myrtales, Myrtaceae. The transcript is spliced from 3 exons. Bases 92 to 1573 code for a protein of 493 amino acids.